GUGGCGAAGCGUCAUGUUAGUCAUGUGCUUGUGUGUUCAUCGUGCGACUCGAGCUCCUGCGGGCACCUUACACGAAGGAAACUUUGCCGAGAAGAUUGCAGGGUGUUGUGUAACCACGCGGAUGAGAUUCGGAGCCCUGUGUAACUGUAGGUGCGAGCGCUGCGCGAUGUUCAGAUAGUGGACUACGAAACUUUGUUGAAUGAGUCUGAGAGUUGGCAUUGUUUCUCGGUUGCGGCUUUGCUUGCAGCGUGCCACGAUGACUUGAAGAGAGAGAGCGUAGACUUUCUUAGGUUAGACUCUUUUGGUUGCUUCCGGGUUCGCGCCGGGAAUGAACUGUCUCGCUGUAGCGAGGCAACGACGUUUUAAGCGAGUGCUAGCGACGAUCAGCUGACUUGGUCAUGGGAAGCACGUCGAGCAAGUUUCGCAGGCACCUAGAGAACGGCGACGAGUAUUCGGCGCUUCAGAUCUACGAGAGCUGCUCUGAACUGCGCAAGUCGCUUGAUCCCAAUUGCUUUUAUGGGGACUCUGUUAAUCGGUGCACACCCGUCCACCUUGCUGCCAAACACGGGAUGAGACCGUUACUGAGGAUCUUCCUACGGGAGAUGCAGGGUGACCCGACGAUCCGGUCAGGCCAUGGAGAAACUGCACUUCACUGUGCCGGCCGCGGCAGUCCUCGCUUGACAGAAGUGGAGCGCAGGGUGGCCUGCCUUAACCUGCUCAUACAGUGGCGUGGUUAUGACGGAGAAGUGUUAGACCUCAAUGCGAAAGAUAACGAUGGAAACACUGCCUUGCAUUAUGCUGCCAGUAGUGGUUUGAAGAAAUGUGUGGAGCUUCUUGUUUCUCAUGACGUGUCCCUCUUCAUUGAGAAUAAUGCUGGUGAGACUGCAUGUGAGAUGGCGGACAAGGCUGGCUUCAAGAGCUUGGCAGACUACCUCGAAUCAAAGAUGGUCUUUUCUAGCUGUGUGACUAUCAAGCCAAAGGACAAAGACCCGGCGCUCGAGCUUGAUAAGGCAUACGAUGGGUUGCGACCUCAGGAUUUGCAGGAAGCCAAAGAUCUUCUUCUUGUUGAAACAUCUGACAUGCUCCAUGUGCCUUUGUUCACAGCAGAAGCUCUUCUACGAUGCCAUGACUGGAGCCAGGUGGCCCUACUGGAAGCAUGGGUCCAAGACCCAGUCGGGUGCUGCCUGGCUGCAGGAGUACAGCCAACGACAUCUGCAGUGCACGCGUCCGAGCGCAGUAAUGAUCCCGUGGUGACAGAAGAGUACCAAUCGGGCUCUCUCAACUCGUCAUCACCUUCGACACCUAGUGGGCCUCAAGGCCGCUCGCCUGCUAGAUUGCCUUGCAGCAUCUGCUCAGAAGUGGUGCAUGAGCCAGAUCCUGUGAUUGUUCCUUGUCAGCACGAGUUCUGCAUUUCCUGCUGGCGCAGCUACCUCACAAUCAAGAUUCAGGAAGGGGAUGUGCACAGCAUUGUGUGCCCUGCUGUUGGCUGUUCUCAGCUUGUUCCUGUGGACAUCAUUGAGCACAUUGUCAGCCCCGACAUGGUGCGCCGAUAUUUACAGUUUGACAUUGAGGCCUUUGUCGAGAGCAACCCAAACUUCAAGUGGUGCCCGUGGGCCGGUUGUGGGAGGGCAGUGCACCUGCCAGAAUCUGUUGACCCACCUCCUUUGCGCCUUCCCAAGUCCACUCCCAGAGAGCCCAUGUCACACUCUGUGGAUUGUGGAAAUCGCCACUAUUUUUGCUGGGAAUGCCUGGGCAUAGCACAUGCACCUUGCUGCUGUGAAAAAUGGGAGGAGUGGCAGAAGAAAGUGGCGGAGGCUAAACCUGAGGAACUGAAGAGUGCCUGCAGUCGUACUGAGGAAGCUGCCAAUUGCCUUUGGAUGGUCACAAAUUCAAAGCCAUGCCCCUGCUGUAAGUCUCCCAUUCAAAAGAAUGAGGGAUGCAACCACAUUAAGUGCUACAAGUGCAAGCAUGACUUUUGCUGGGUCUGUCUAGAACCAUGGAAGAGGCACAGCUCUGCGACUGGUGGAUACUUUCGUUGCAACAGGUUUGAGGCUGUGAACCGUGCCGAGGAGCAUGCAGGUGCUAUUAUCAGUGAGGCCGAGACUAAAAACAAAGAAAUGCAGGAACUCAAGAAGUUUGCCCACUACUACACUUCCUUCAAGGAACACGAAAAGAGCCACAAGGACGAAAUUCUCAUUGAGAAGCGGCUCAAUGAGAAAGAAGGGUGCUGGGUACGUGAGUUUGGGGAAGGUGAAGACGGCUUGCCCAGUGUUCACUUCCUUGGAGAUGCAGCAUGGGAGCUACUGCGAGCACGCAGAAUCCUGUGCGGUUCAUAUGCUUAUGGCUACUACAUGCAAGACGAGGGAUACGCCAAAACAGUCUUCGAACUUCUUCAGCAUAACCUGGAAGAGGCAGCGAAGGAUUUGUCGGAUAUAUUGUCAACACCGCGCCUGCGAGCUUCGCACCGCACCAUCGUGGAGAGUGCAGAGAGGGUGCUUAGAAAGCGUGAGGAGUUCUUGAAGGCUAUAGCCCGUGGCCUCGUCCCUCCUGAGACUCCACCGUCAUCAAGGCGUACCCGAAGGCGGCGUUACCCGACUGUAUUUGGCCUUGAUCCUCCAGAAGACGAACAGCUAAUGAUUGCGCUACUGGAGUCUAUCGGAGAUGGGCCAAUGGAGGAUCCCUGGGUCAAAGAUGCCCGUGGAUGCCAUGCUAACCUGGCUGCGCUUUUUGACUGGCCCCGUGAUCCCAGUACUAGUGGGAGCAGCUCUUCGGACACAGAUGAUGAAGACCGCAAGUCUGCACUCAUUCGUGCUGUUGGUGUCUGCUCACGAGAGGGCUGUACGAGACCACGGGCACGAAACCCCAGAACACAGAAACUCCACGAAUACUGCUCUCUCAGAUGCCAGACAAAGCACAGUAACCGAGAACUUCAUCAAGUACGUAAUGAGGUUGACUUCUCAAUGGAUCUGAUGAUUGCAUUAGAGCUGUCGAGAAUGCAGAUGAUUGAAGACCAGCGUCGCUUUGAGCGUGGCUGUGAUUCUGAGCCAGCAGGGAAUGAUGCUGCAAGUGCAGUUGCUCAUGAAAGUGCGCUGCCUUCAUCACCUGCCCCAUGUUGUUCUUCAGGUGAUGAACAUCCGGCAUUGUCACCUGCCCACAGCUCAAGGAGCAACAGCUCUCAUAUCACUGUGAGUCCAUCACGAAAGGCACUAGCAUCUCCAACAGCCGGUGCUGAGGGCCCAUCAGAGCCUGCGAGCGUUGUUGAAACGAAGAAUCUAGCCUCCAACCUGCCAGAUGGUAGUCACAAGCUGGAAAAGGAUCUUUUCCGUCCUGGGGCCAAAUCAGAGUGAGCGAUCAGAAAAGCAAA
Rhipicephalus sanguineus (brown dog tick) is the source of this 3364-nucleotide messenger RNA. Its product is annotated as ankyrin repeat and IBR domain-containing protein 1. The record is from RefSeq and is a predicted model, not a curated record. Gene Ontology annotation, biological process: protein polyubiquitination; ubiquitin-dependent protein catabolic process; positive regulation of proteasomal ubiquitin-dependent protein catabolic process. Lineage: Eukaryota; Metazoa; Arthropoda; Arachnida; Ixodida; Ixodidae. Gene Ontology annotation, molecular function: zinc ion binding; ubiquitin protein ligase activity; ubiquitin conjugating enzyme binding. The transcript has 21 exons. Gene Ontology annotation, cellular component: ubiquitin ligase complex; cytoplasm. The coding region runs from base 399 to 3347 and encodes 982 amino acids.